Messenger RNA from Pelobates fuscus (common spadefoot toad), 4602 nucleotides. It is a transcript of the gene CDH22, whose product is annotated as cadherin 22. The transcript is spliced from 12 exons. Lineage: Eukaryota; Metazoa; Chordata; Amphibia; Anura; Pelobatidae. The coding region runs from base 1524 to 3929 and encodes 801 amino acids. Gene Ontology annotation, biological process: homophilic cell-cell adhesion; cell morphogenesis; cell-cell junction assembly. Gene Ontology annotation, molecular function: cadherin binding; calcium ion binding. The record is from RefSeq and is a predicted model, not a curated record. Gene Ontology annotation, cellular component: adherens junction; plasma membrane; catenin complex.
UUGGGGUGGUAGACGGGUCCCCUCAGCUUGUUGUAGUUGAUGGAUUUCCAGGGAAUCAGAUCCCCCCUACAGGAUUUAGUGGCCUCCUCCAGCCCAGCUCAGUGAGCAGUAAGCAAGUCUCACAUCUCUCCCCUUCUCUCUGUGCAAUCCCUGAGUCUCCAGCAGGGGAGAGAGCAGGAGAGGGGAUUUUAGCCUGGUUCCUUCUGUCUCUCUCACACAUACACACAUACACACAGUCCCCCUGCCCAGACAGUGCUGGAGCAUCACUCUCUGGCUGAUGCUCACUGCCCUCAGCAUGGAAUAGAAUCCUGGGUGGAACAGAAACAUAUUGAGGAUUCCAAGCCUCUGGCUUCUUCAUCUAUAGGAUUCCAGCAUUGGAGAUAAAGAGCUUUGGAAGGUCGAGAAUCUCUAGACGGACUGGGACUGCUCAUCUGCUCGGAUCAUUGAUUUCCAAGGAUGGGAUGUAAUGGUGUCUUCUUCUCGUGGGCAGAGAUGAAAGGAAUAGUGUCGUUCCACUGUGGGCUACAAAACCAGCUUUAACCUCUCAUCACCUCUCGAAGCCAUAUGCGAUAAAGAUCAGGGAUUUGGAGGUCUCGGUUUAAUAAAUUGAGAAAACAGGAAGCCUUUUGGUGCAAAUAGGAGAACAGGGAAUUCAACUGUGAGGCCUUUGAGUUCAACACCUUACAGUUUAUUAUAACCCAGUACUGAGCUUAAUAUAAUCACAUAGAUCAUAGCACUUGACAAAAUAGGGCACUGAGCAGAACAAUUUGGUUAUUCUUCUGGAAAUACAUCAUUCCUCCACAUCUCUUUAUAUCCCCGUAUCCAACCAGAGGGUCCUUAUAUAUUUCAGUUUUUUUAAAUACAUCCCGGUCUUGUUUGGUAAGACAAAAUAUGAUGCAGCUUGAUAUUGCAGUACAUAAAAAUACACAUUGUUUACCUGCUCUGUUCAUUAAUUGUGUUCCCUCUACUAGUGCACUUUAUUGAACACAUCUUAUUAACUCGAUUCAGUACUCCUUACUAUAUCCAAUUACAGCUUCUACACCACAAAACACAUAGUGUGAUCUAGCACAGUAGGGGUCAUCAUAAUAAGUUUAAGAAAAUCUAGGCUCAGUGUGUGGUAGAACAUUGUUGCAUUAUUCAAAUGUCCCAAUUUAACAUGGAGAACCAACUUCUAUAUCAGUGGAGCUAGAUCUAUUUUAAUGUCAUUAUAUUCUAAUAUACAACUUACCUGUCCACGUCAAUUUAUUUUGUUGUUUUGUAGCAUCACAACUCAUCCAGCGGGUUCCAACACUGUACAAGUUUGUGCACCUUAAACUUCCUACUUAACUUCACAGUCCAGGUUAGCGUUAACCAAUCCUAGUGCAUUUUGAUAUAUCUUAUAUUAGAUUCAGACAUUUUAGACUGGUCUUGCACAUCCCACCACAGUCAACCUAGGUACUGUCUGGUUCAUUUAAAGAAUGCCUCAGCAGAAUGGCUAUAAAUGAGGGAUGUGGUAAUUAUGGAACUCUCUAUCACCACCAUCCAUGGUUAACAACUACCUGCUGCGUGAUGUGAGGUCUUGGAGACCCAGUGGACUUGGAAUGGCUGCUCAAGGCUUUGCCUGGACUGUGGUGCUGAUUUUUUGCAGCCCAAAGCUCUUGGGAAUGGUUUCAAUGGAAACGGGAUUGUCAUUGGAGGUGUCUGGCCGAGUAAAACGUGGUUGGGUUUGGAACCAAUUCUUUGUGGUUGAGGAAUAUACAGGGACAGAACCACUGUAUGUGGGAAAGAUUCACUCAGACUCCGAUGAGGGUGAUGGUUCCAUUAAGUACACUAUUUCCGGGGAAGGGGCCGGUUCCAUCUUUAUCAUUGAUGAACUAACAGGGGACAUACAUGCUACGGAGCGUUUGGAUCGGGAGCACAAGACCUUCUAUACACUCCGUGCACAGGCUCGAGACCGAAACACAGAUAGACUGCUUGAGCCUGAAUCUGAAUUCAUCAUUAAAGUACAAGACAUUAACGACAGCGAACCACGCUUCCUCCAGGCACCAUACAUUGGAAGUGUCCCUGAGCUGUCACCUGUAGGCACAUCUGUCAUGGUGGUGUCAGCGUGGGAUGCUGAUGACCCAGCUUACGGGAGUAGUGCAAGAGUGGUGUACAACGUCGUGGAGGGAGAAAAGCACUUUACUGUGGACAGUAAAACAGGUGUCAUACGGACGGCGGUGUCUGAUCUGGACCGCGAGUCCCAGGAACGCUACGACCUAGUUAUUCAAGCUACGGACAUGGCAGGGCAAUUAGGGGGUCUGUCUGGAUCAACAACAGUCACAAUUGUGAUCACAGAUGUUAAUGACAACCCACCUAGAUUCCCUCAAAAGCUUUAUCAGUUUAGUAUCAUGGAGACUGCUCCCCCCGGCUCUGUGAUUGGACGAGUGAAGGCAGAAGAUGCCGAUGUUGGUGAAAACACGGAUAUGUUCUAUCAGAUCCAGCAGCAAGACAUGGCAGCCAUGUUCAGAGUAACCACGGAUACCGUCACGCAGGAGGCUAUACUGAGCAUACUGCAGCCCCUGGAUUUUGAAACCCAGAAGGAGCAUUCACUGGUCUUGGAAGCUCAGAAUCGUUUUGUGGAUCCUCGCUUCACUGAUUUAGGAACGUUUCGGGAUCAGGCAAUUGUAAAAGUGUCUGUAUUGGAUAUAGAUGAGCCCCCACAAUUUCGUCCACUGGAUGGGGUGAUAGAAGUAUCGGAAGAUGCCCACAUUGGUGCUGUUAUUGGAGUAAUCACAGCCACAGAUCCAGAUAAAGCCAAUAACCCAGUCAGAUACACGUUGGAUGGGACCUCAGAUGAUGGGAUUUUUGAGAUAGAUGAUGAAUCUGGUGAAAUCAGGAUCAAAAAAGCUCUGGAUCGUGAGACUUCAGGGUGGCACAACCUAACUGUGCAGGCAAAGGAAGCAGGAGAUCCUUUAAAGGUUUCAGCUCUGUCUCUUCGGAUUCGAAUCCUGGAUGUGAAUGAUAACCCUCCUGAGUUGGCUACUCCUCAUGAAUCUUCUGUGUGUGAAGAUGCCCUCCCGGGGCAGCUGAUUCAGACUAUUAGUGUGGUGGAUCGUGAUGAACCAAUGGGGGGACAUCGUUUCUACUUCAGACUUGCACCCGAGUCCAGCGCGGAGCAUCACUUCACUCUGCUCAAUGUUAAGGAUAAUAUGGCCUCGGUGCAUACACACCGAAUGCCGUUUGACAGAAGAGAGCAAGACAUGUUUAUUCUCCCGAUUCUUGUGGUUGAUGGAGGGACCCCAGCUUUAAGCAGCACAGGAACGCUUACCAUCCGAGUUUGUGGAUGUGACAGUUCAGGAGCUGUACAGUCUUGUAACACUACUGCCUAUGUGAUGGCUGGAAGCCUGAGUCCUGGAGCACUUAUUGCGUUGUUGGUGUGCGUCCUCAUCCUUGUGGUGUUGAUCCUGCUAAUCCUGGCUCUCAAGCGUCACCACCAGGGCCACCUGAUAUCAGAUGAGGAUGAGGACAUGAGGGACAAUGUCAUCAAAUACAAUGAUGAAGGAGGUGGGGAGCAGGACACUGAAGCAUAUGAUAUGUCUGCAUUGCGCAGCUUGUAUAAUUUCAGUGAGGGGAGUGAAGCUGGUGGAGACAGCACCCUUGCGUCCCAACGUCAUCCACUACCCCAGUGGUUCCCUGGAGCUGAGCUGGACUUCUCACUCUUCAAGGAUUACAUCAGUCGGAAGGUGAGGCUAGCGGAUCAGGACUCAUCAGUGCCUCCAUAUGAUUCCUUCCAGACUUAUGCCUUUGAAGGCUCAGGCUCCAGUGCUGCCUCUUUAAGUUCCAUUAGCAGCUGGUCUACAGGCUCAGAACAAGACUUCUCCCAGCUGGGCUCUUGGGGGCCCAGAUUCCGCCAAUUAGCUGCACUAUACGCUGGACAUAGAGGGCAAGAGGAAAGCCAGGGGUCCUAGCCCCAUGUGUGCCCCUUUUAUCAGGGUACCAAAAUAAGACCUUAUGCCCUAAUUGCAAGGGCAGAACUGAUCCAUAUUUAUUACAUAUCAGUAAUUGCAACAGCAUAUUACACAGCUUCCUAUGUCCUUAAAAUGUCAUCAGUAUAUUACACAGCUUCCAAUGACUCAUUAGACAUCCAAAUCUUACUUACCCAAUAACAUCAUUUCUCCCCAUACACUGGUUGUUAAAAUAUAUUGUAUGUCAGUAUACACAACACAACACAAUCUUUACAACACAGCAGUCGUGUCAAAUGCAUCUCCCUCAUUCUUGCACAUCCCAUACGCAUUCUGCAUCCAGACAUAACUGCUCAGCUUCCAUUCAUUCCAUCUGAGACUUUUACCCCAUGCAGAUCACAGCUGAGUCUAACAGGGUAAUCCCGGUGGGAUUUACACUCAGUCGACGUGGAGAAUACAGACAAAUCCAAAGUAUUGUCUGUCAAUGAAUUUGUACAUAGCACCACCUUUCAUUAUAUCAAUAUAUCUUGGAUCUGUGGACUGUAACAUCAAGUUUGUGCAGUGCAGUUAUUAAGACUGUAUCUCCCAAAGUGCACUGCAUCAGCUCCCGAAAGCAGCAUCGUAAAUUUAUCAUGUUUCCUCUGAAGGCAAAAUAAAAAAAAAAGAAAUCUUCUACUAA